GUAAACCACAAACACAAAAAGGGAAUAAAAAGGGAUGUCCUUUGUCCAAAAUUUGUAAACCUAUCGUCUCUCACCUGUCCAUCCGUGUGAAAGAAAGAACUCAAAAAGGGGGCUUUGGAUUUGAAGAAAAAGUGAAGUAAAAAGUUGUCAAGAAACUCAAAAAGUUUUGGCUAGUUGUGGCAAAAAUCAAGAAUGCUAACUUCUUCAUUGAGGCUUCCUUUUUUGCCUCUUCCUCACUCUCAUCCUGUGUUUUCCCCUUUGAAUUUCACUAAAGUUGUUCACUUUUACAACCCCAAUUGUCCCCUCAAUCCUAUUUCAUCUUCCAAAAGAUGUGGUUCAACAAGUUCAUCUUCCAAUGGACAUACGUGGCCAGAUGGAGAUGCUGAAAGAUAUUGCAGCAAUGAUAAUUUGAGGAAUGCAGAUGAUUAUGCAAUUCAGAUGUUUGGUUCUGAUGAAGAACUCAGCUCUCAGAUUCCAACUCAAGCUCAGACUCUUGUUGAAGGCUCAGGAUCAGUUUUGGUAUCAGAGUAUAAGCCAGUUCCGGAUGUGGACUAUCUGCAGGAGUUGUUAGCUAUUCAACAACAAGGUCCAAGAAAUAUUGGCUUUUUUGGGACACGAAACAUGGGAUUUAUGCAUCAAGAACUUAUUGAGAUUCUAAGCUACGCCUUGGUCAUUACGAAAAAUCACAUCUUUACUUCUGGAGCAGCAGGCACCAAUGCUGCUGUCAUAAGAGGUGCUCUUCGUGCUGAGAAACCGGAGCUGCUAACUGUGAUAUUGCCACAGAGCUUGGAAAAACAACCUCCGGAAAGUCAGGAGUUAUUGUCAAAAGUGAAACAUGUGAUAGAGAAACCUCACAAUGACCAUCUCUCACUGCUAGAAGCUAGCAGGCUGUGUAACAUGGACAUCAUUUCGCAAGUGCAGCAAGUUAUUUGCUUUGCCUUUCAUGAUAGCAGAUUGCUUAUGGAAACAUGUCAAGAAGCCAAGAAUCUUAGGAAGAUUGUUACUCUCUUUUACUUGGACUAAUGAAUAGCAACAACUUGUGUUCAUAGAUUCUUUGCUAUUGAAUAUACGCAUGCUAUGCAUGUAUGGAAAAUACUGCAAUGCAGAAAUGUUGUUCAUACUCAUGCCAUAGAGGUAGAUGUCUCGUCGAUUUCGACAUCAUUUAUAGAUGUAUUUAUUUCGUAAUGAGGUGCAAUGCUUCCUUGUAUUUCUACAUAUAUCUUGCUCUACUUAGUUGAACAACUAUAUGUUUUGUCUGGUAAUGUAAAGCAAAGUUCAACUAUAUGUCAAUCUACUAA
Molecule: messenger RNA, 1298 nt
Organism: Solanum stenotomum
Lineage: Eukaryota; Viridiplantae; Streptophyta; Magnoliopsida; Solanales; Solanaceae
Exons: 6
Coding region: 193-1023 (276 amino acids)
Molecular function (GO): S-adenosylmethionine-dependent methyltransferase activity
Source: RefSeq, a predicted model, not a curated record